UGCCAGAUUGCAGUAUCGAUAGGAAGAGGUGUGGGGUGUGGUGUAUUAUCCACUUCACCGUCGUGCUAAAAUUUGAAGGUGUUGAAGAAGUGGGUCUCGAGUUCCGGCAGGAAUGGCUGUUUCUUUAUCGUCAACGGGUCUCCAAGUUCGCGGAAAUGAGAGAAAGCUCUCAUCUUUCCGGUCUUCGUUCAAUUUGUCUUCAAACCCAGGCAUCUCUCUGCAAUUCCUUCGCAGUCGCAAUAAUCAUGUUUCUCCUACUUCCUCACCCAGGCCUCUCACUGUCUUUGCCAUGGCUCCUCCCAAGCCUGCCGCCGGAAAAGCCAAGAAAGUUACUGGGGUGGUAAAGCUGGCUCUGGAGGCAGGGAAGGCGACGCCGGCUCCACCUGUUGGGCCGGCAUUGGGUUCUAAGGGUGUCAACAUUAUGGCUUUCUGUAAGGACUACAAUGCCAGGACUGCUGAUAAACCCGGUUAUAUCAUCCCUGUUGAAAUCACAGUCUAUGAUGAUAGAAGCUUCACUUUUGUCUUGAAAACGCCACCUGCUUCAGUUUUGUUACUUAAGGCAGCAGGAGCGGAGAAAGGAUCCAAGGACCCGCAGAUGGAGAAAGUGGGGAAGGUGACUGUUGAUCAGUUGCGGGCAAUUGCUCAAGAAAAGUUGCCAGACCUUAACUGUACAAGCAUCGAGUCAGCAAUGAGGAUUAUAGCCGGCACUGCAGCUAAUAUGGGCAUCGACGUUGACCCUCCCAUUCUUAAACCUAAAGUGAAAGUAGAAUUGUAAACCUUCUCUCUUUCGUUUUCCCUGUAAUUUUCCCCUGGCCUUCCCCACCACCAUUUGUAUUUAGAAGUAUUUGGAGAAGUAAGGCAUGUUGAGAAGAAGAGCUACCCAAAUCAUUCCCUUGGACCACCCCAUCUUUCUGAUUCUGUAUUAUUACUGUUCUUAUUUAAUUUGAUUGAUGGUUAGCAAUGAUCUGAUAAAUGUGAAAGGGAGAGAUUUGGCUA
Molecule: messenger RNA, 996 nt
Organism: Ipomoea nil (Japanese morning glory)
Lineage: Eukaryota; Viridiplantae; Streptophyta; Magnoliopsida; Solanales; Convolvulaceae
Product: 50S ribosomal protein L11, chloroplastic
Exons: 4
Coding region: 113-775 (220 amino acids)
Biological process (GO): translation
Cellular component (GO): ribosome; large ribosomal subunit
Molecular function (GO): large ribosomal subunit rRNA binding; structural constituent of ribosome
Source: RefSeq, a predicted model, not a curated record